Messenger RNA from Acanthosepion pharaonis, 978 nucleotides. NCBI's taxonomy places the organism in Eukaryota, Metazoa, Mollusca, Cephalopoda, Sepiida, Sepiidae. The record is from the annotation of a GenBank genome assembly.
AUGACUCCCACAGGACAACCUGAAUCAAUGACAAUUCCACCUGGAAAGACUCCCAUCAGUCACCUGCAGGAAUUAUGCACCAAACGAGGUCUCACCCCUCAAUAUGAUCUCAUAUCAAAUGAAGGGGCUACUCAUGAGCCCACCUAUAUAAUGCGUGUCACUGUAGGUGACAUUGUUGCCACUGGAAAAGGAUCCAGUAAGAAAAAGGCCAAGCAUUCUGCUGCUUUGGCAGCACAUAACCAGAUUUUAGGCAUUAAAAGUGAGCAGCAAAGUGAUGGGAGACAAUCACCAGCUGUUUCUGAAGAAGGGGUCCCUGGAAACCCUAUUGGUGAGCUUCAAGAAUUUGCACAGAAAAAUCUCAUCCGGCCUCCUAUUUAUGAUUUGGAUAGCCCUCAGGGCCCACCUCAUGCCCGUGAAUUCUAUUGCACUGUUAAACUAGGAAAGUUCCAGGAAAGAGGAACUGGACGAUCAAAGAAAAGUGCCAAGCGAGCUGCAGCCCAUGCAAUGCUUACUCGCAUUCGUAGCCUGCAAGCAGAAGGUGGAUCUUCUCCUCCAGUCAUUGAAGAUUCUGAAGAAGAAGAUGAGAUCCCACUGAGUUCUGAGCCUCGAAUUUCUUCCUAUUCAACUAUAAAAGAGCGUGUAAACCAUUCUUAUUCCAAUCCUAAGCAAAUUGAUAAAGAGAUCCAGCAAUUUUAUGACAAAAUAGUUAAAUCUGGUGGUAAAAAGAACAACACUCUGCCCAGUGAUAAGAAAAUUAAUUAUUGUCAGAUGUUACAAGAAAUUGCUGAAGUUCAGCGCUUCAUGUUGACCUACCAUGAUCUUGCAGAAAAAACUACUGAAGGUCAGUUCCAGUGUUUUGUCCAGAUGACAGUUGUUCCAAUGGCUGUAUGCCAUGGAACUGGACCAACAGUGGAAGAAGGUCAUGGCAAGGCAGCUCAUAAUGCUCUGCAGUAUUUGAAAGCUGUUAAUAAAACAUAA